This is a messenger RNA of Thamnophis elegans (Western terrestrial garter snake), 3931 nucleotides long. RefSeq names its product lysophosphatidic acid receptor 1 (gene LPAR1). Gene Ontology annotation, cellular component: membrane. Gene Ontology annotation, biological process: phospholipase C-activating G protein-coupled receptor signaling pathway; neurogenesis. Gene Ontology annotation, molecular function: lysophosphatidic acid receptor activity. NCBI's taxonomy places the organism in Eukaryota, Metazoa, Chordata, Lepidosauria, Squamata, Natricidae. The transcript is spliced from 4 exons. The coding region runs from base 491 to 1600 and encodes 369 amino acids. The record is from RefSeq and is a predicted model, not a curated record.
AGCAGGGUUGCCGCGCCAGAGGCUACCCCAGCCUCCCCUUCGCUGCUUCUUUUCUCUCGGCCGAGCAGCGAGCGCUCCCUUCUCGCUUUCGCCCCCUGCCAGAAGCGGCGCCGGGGCAAAGGAUGGUGUUCCAUACGCCGCCGCUGCUGCCACUGCCGCCGCCUCCCCGCUGCAGCCACCCCGCAGCCAAGUGAACGCGAAGACUCCGCCGACUUGGAAAGAGGCACGCUAAGCAGGCGGCUGGCUGGAAGAGGCGGCGAGGGCGGGAAGACCCCCCUCUGGCUCGGUCUGGAAGCUCGGUGGGACGAGAAAGUCUGCGGGUAAAAAAGAAACGGCAGCCCCCGGGGUGGGGGGAAGAGACUUCGCCUGGCCCAGGGAUAAAAAGCAGCAUGACUAAGAACUGAUCAAGAAUCUCAAGAAUUUAUUCAUAACACUGAAGCAUAAAAGGCAGAAGGUUCUUUUAAAAAGUAAUUAAUUUUGCUGUGUAAAUAUGGCAGAUCCUUCAGCGGAAGUACCUUUUUUUAUGAUGACGCAGCCAGAAAUAAUUGAAUCUGCAGGCAUGAAUGAACCUCAGUGCUACUACAAUGAAACCAUUGCCUUCUUUUAUAACCAAAGUGGGAAAACACUAGCAACUGAAUGGAACACUGUGAGCAAGCUUGUAAUGGGACUUGGGAUUACAGUUUGUGUUUUUAUCAUGCUAGCCAACCUCUUGGUGAUGGUGGCCAUUUACGUCAAUCGGCGUUUUCAUUUUCCUAUUUAUUACCUAAUGGCUAACUUAGCAGCUGCUGACUUCUUUGCAGGGCUGGCAUAUUUUUACCUGAUGUUCAACACAGGACCCAACACUAGAAGAUUGACUGUCAGCACGUGGCUCCUUCGUCAAGGACUCAUUGACACCAGCCUGACUGCUUCUGUUGCCAAUUUAUUGGCCAUUGCCAUUGAGAGGCACAUCACCGUGUUCCGUAUGCAGCUCCAUACGCGGAUGAGUAAUCGGCGAGUGGUGGUGGUAAUUGUGGUCAUCUGGACUGUGGCCAUUGUCAUGGGCGCUAUACCAAGCGUUGGUUGGAAUUGUAUCUGUGAUCUCGCUCACUGUUCUAACAUGGCACCACUUUAUAGCGACUCUUACUUGGUCUUCUGGGCUGUUUUCAACUUGGUCACCUUUGUAGUCAUGGUGGUCUUGUAUGCUCAUAUCUUUGGAUACGUGCGCCAGAGGACUAUGAGAAUGUCAAGACAUAGUUCAGGGCCUCGCAGGAACCGGGAUACCAUGAUGAGUCUUCUAAAGACUGUUGUCAUUGUGCUUGGUGCUUUUAUAAUCUGCUGGACUCCAGGAUUAGUUCUGCUUCUUCUUGAUGUUUGCUGCCCACAGUGCGAUGUUCUAGCAUAUGAAAAGUUCUUCUUGCUGCUCGCGGAAUUCAACUCUGCCAUGAACCCCAUCAUCUACUCUUACCGAGACAAAGAAAUGAGUGCCACCUUCAAGCAGAUUCUUUGCUGUCAGCGCAGUGAGAGCGCCAACGGACCCACCGAAGGCUCUGACCGCUCGGCCUCCUCACUGAAUCACACCAUUUUGGCUGGUGUGCACAGCAGUGAUCACUCAGUGGUCUGAACAAAAUCCCACUAAGAUAAAUUUCGUGCUAGGUGAAUGCCUAGUUGUGAAGCUAUUGACAACAUUGUUGACAGCCUUUGAAGCAAGGAGAAUAACACGUUUUACAAGUUCUUCAUAUUCACUAAAGGGUUAUAGUGCUUAUUCACCAGUGCCCAGCCCACAAAAAUUCUCUAGGCUAGCAUUUUUUUCCCUUUUUCCUUUUUAAAAAAAAAAAAAAAAAGUAUAAGCAGCUCACGUUGGAAGUUGAAAAAAAAUAUUUGGACAAGUCAUUUAGGUCACCCAAUUAGCCAUUCAUCAACUGAUGCUUUUAUGACAUCCUAACACAAAUCAUUUCCACUUCUUUAAGCUUCAUAAGUGCUCCAUUGCCUUUUCAUUUAGGGCCUAAAGCUUUGUCUUUUCUCCUCACCUCAAAUACAUUUCAGUUUAAUGAUCCAUUCCCCCAUCACUUCACUUUGGGACACACAUUUUCUGAGCAAAGAAUGAAACAGUUUUAACUUACAUUGCAAUGCCAAUAACAAUGAGAACUAUAUCAAAAUAACAGAAAGAAAUAACUGUUUAUACCUUGUGUUUUAUUAGUGUUUGGAACAUGUUGUGUAUAUGCAGAUGCAUUUAAUCCUCACACUGAAAUCAGUGAGAUAUAAAAGUGUUGUUGUCUGACUAUUUCAUCCCUGAAAUUUUAAUUGUCAUUAAUAAAGAGCAGAAGGAAGAUUGUAAGUUGCAACAAAAGUCCAAUUUUCUUGUGGCCAAAUACCUUAAUGUGAAAUGGAAAGAACCUAAAAGAUCAGAUCAAAAAGGCAUUUCUUUGUGGUUUUGUAUCAAGGAGAAGGUUUUUUUUUUUAAUAAUGAGAGCUGAGACUUAUUUGCCAGAUUUUAGGAUCUGUCCCAGAUUUUAGGGAAGAUUGAUAUCACCGUCCCAAAAAUGAAUGACUGAGAAGCAAGUCUAUUUUCUGGUGAUCAAAUGCAUUGUUUGGGGGUGGGGGUUAUCUUUUUCGUGCUAAAGGGUUCUGUAUGUGAGAAUGGGUACAACAAGCUCUUUCCCCCCAAUUUUUAUUGAUGUUUCAAACAAAAGCUAUGUCAUGAUACUCAGUCUGUCCAAAUGCUAGCGUAUAAGUGGAGAAAAAGAGAUUGACAGCUGCCCAGAGACAUCCUAGGAGGACUUGCUACCUAAUUAGGUAGCAGCAGGACUAAGACUUGCCUCUUGAGGUGGAAGAUAAACCAGGACUCUCUCCAUCAUUCUCUUCUGCGUGGCUUCUGCCACUCAUUCAUUACCCAGAUGGUCUGUAAAAAAAUAUCUGAGGAUUUCUCAGAGCUGUGUAAACUGAGGUGAUUACUGCAGCUGUCCGUACAAGAUAGUUUCCGUAGACAUGAUCUCACAAUGCAUUUCUCCACAGUUGCCUUUAGAGCAAUGUCUAUGGCCCUCUGUGCCUUAGUUAUAAUGAAAGAUAUGGUCUGGAUAGCAGGUCUGUGGGUAUUGGGUGGACUACUGCAAAUACUAAUCUACCACCCAGAGUGAAAAUAAUUUAUAAUUUGGUAGAACUAGUCUUGUAGCACCUCUUACAGGCAGCUGUAAGAUAUUGUAGAAAGCAAAGGAAUGUUGGACCUGAAACUGAAUUGUUAUUUUUAUAGUACCCUUUAGUAAUUGAAAUAGCACUCCAAUUUUACUCUUUAAGAAUGAGAAAUUGGGAGCACUGUCUCUUAUGUAAUUUUGCUCACAACCAACUGUUUCCUGACUCAAAGUGCAAAUUCUAUUCAGUUUUUACACAGAACGCCAUGAAAUAAAUAUUUGACAGUAGUCAAAUCCAACAAAUAAGUCUUAAGAAUGAAAAAGUGAUUCUUAAAUAUAACAUUUCUCUUUGUAACUGUAAAUUCUUAAGAUCAAAUCUAAAAAUGUUUACACUGAAGGCUGAGGAUAUUUUAGAAGAAUUUGGGACCAUUAUAAAUAAUAGCAUAGUGAUGGCAAUUUGCAGAAGAAAAUUUGAUGAAACUCUUGUUUCAUCAAAUCAGUCAAAUGCUUUCAAAUGAAGGAUAAUAGGUUUGAGCUAGUGUCAUGUUUAUUUGGAUAGAGUAGAUAGAUUUCUAAAAACAAAAUAUAGCAAUGUCAAAAAGAUAGAUUAUUUAGCAAUGUACAAAGUGACUAGGUUAAAAUUAAAGGGAACUACGGCUGAUCCUACCAGAGGAAAUACAGGAAUCAUAAAAAGUUCAUCUAACGAAAAAUACUAUAUUAAUUUCAUAAUGAAAUUAAGAUCAAUGAGCCCAUUUGUCUUUACUUAUGUAACUUGUAUAAUAAAACAGAUCCGGCUGUUAGAAAGUUUUAAAAUACACUACAUGCUA